Messenger RNA from Clonostachys rhizophaga, 354 nucleotides. Lineage: Eukaryota; Fungi; Ascomycota; Sordariomycetes; Hypocreales; Bionectriaceae. The record is from the annotation of a GenBank genome assembly.
AUGGAUUCAAUCGCCACAGGGCUUGCGGAGACCAUCCAGACCGCAUCCAUCAACAGACACCCAGACCCUCGUCUCGAUCACGCCCCAGCAACUGCCGCCGACGACAGAGAACCUGUAGUCCUGAAGAGCGCCAAGCAUGGAUACGGUGGCUUAGACGACGACGAGGAGGAGGAAGAAGUGGAGGAUAUCCCAUACAGUGUGCUGCGGCCGAUUCCGAGAUCCCACGAGUUGCCACCUCUGCCCGAUCUUCGCUUCGAGCAGAGCUAUCUGCGCAGCAUUUCCGCCGCGGACAAGUGGUGGAAAGUAGUAGCAAUCACUGCAAGGGAUCAGGAGCGCGACACGUCCAGGUACUGA